Molecule: messenger RNA, 5357 nt
Organism: Hydractinia symbiolongicarpus
Lineage: Eukaryota; Metazoa; Cnidaria; Hydrozoa; Anthoathecata; Hydractiniidae
Product: pumilio homolog 2-like
Exons: 10
Coding region: 176-3382 (1068 amino acids)
Biological process (GO): post-transcriptional regulation of gene expression
Cellular component (GO): nucleus; cytoplasm
Molecular function (GO): mRNA 3'-UTR binding
Source: RefSeq, a predicted model, not a curated record
UUGUUGGCUGUUCUUAUACCUACAUUUCCACCACGGUGCUUCCAUCCAUUUUUAUGUCUGGUAAACGAUACGAGAUUGCUUCCUAAAAACUUCAUUCUGCGCUGUAUAUAUUGGUUACCAGUAUAUAUAAAAAAAUUCUUAAGGUCAUUGAACGAUUUCAUCGUGUGUAGUUGGUAUGCGCGACAUCAUUUGGCAACAACAAAAUACACCAGUUGAUAGCAGUUAUCAGAACGAACGGAAGUAUAAAAUUAAUGAGCGAGAUAGACAAUAUGCCACAGACCAACCGGAAAAAAUUCACUUUAAUGUUUCACCGGCCGAUGUAAAUUCAGUGAAUUCUGGUUUUUCAACUUCUAAACCUAUAUCUAAAAUUAAUAAAUCUAAUCAGAAAGAGUCAACAGGCAUUGGAGUGUACUUGAAUGGGAAUAGUGAUAUAGCUGGUGGCAAGUGGAGUGUUGCAACCGACGAUAAUCAAAAUCCACAGGAAGCCUGGGAUAAAACUACUCAAGUUCGCAAGUCACACAACAUGUUUACUUUUGAAAAUCAUUGGCAAGAAUCCUCUUGGAGUAUGGGUGCUGAUGGAAGCAAUGAUAAAUCAGAGCAUGCCAUCUCACAACCUAUUACAAUGGUCCAAAGAAGACCGGAGCAGUAUGGACCACCACAGCAAGUGACAUCUCCCCGAUCUGCAGAUGGUUCUGUGUUGGGUGUGCACAUGGUUGAAUAUGUCUUAGCAUCGUCACCGGGUGGUCAUGAAAUCGAAAACCACAUGAAGGGAAUGAAUAUAAAUGGAAAUCUAGAGGUGUCCAACACGCAAUUACCAAAUGGAAAUGUUGUGGCAAGAAAGUCUCCUUUUGAAGAAGAAGAUGAAAUUGAAAAUAACUCCCAGCAUUCUCAAAAUGAAUCAGAAGAACCAACUCUUUUUAUGGGUGGACAACAAGCUAGUAGCAGUAGAAAUGAGUCCCCUCUGCCAUUAAAUUCACAAGACACUGCUGCUGCAUUAGGACCAAUGAUCUCAGGUAACAACCCAUCCAGUAAACCAAGCUCUACAUCAUCUGGUGCUCAGGAAGAUCAAGUUACAUCUCCUAUACCAUUCGCUCAAAAUGUGGACCAGAAUGGCAGUACCAUAGAGCCGAAUCAAAUUGGUUACGAACCUAGUAUACAGGAACAGACACAAGGUGUCGCUGUAUCCAAUGCAAUGGCAGCUACUCAACAGCAGCAACAAGGUCAACCACAACAUUUUGUAUUUGGUCAACAACAAGCUAUGGGUAUGGGUAGCCCAUAUUUUGUUGCAAAUACUGCUGGAGGCCAAGAUCCAUAUGGUCAAAAUGGUGGUAUUCCUAUUGUAAAUGCAAAUGGACAAACAACUGUCAUUCACCCUCAGUAUGCAGCUGCUUAUGGUAUUCAGCCAUAUGUUUAUGCCAACCAAAAUGGUGGCCAAUUUGUCCAGGGACAGCCACAACCUUCACAAGAUCCACGGACACCAACUACAUCAACAACCUCGUCUUCACAAGGACCUCAACAAAUGCAGGGUCAACAACAACAAAUUCCUGCAGGAUACAUGGUUCAGGCACCUAUUAAUUUUCCAGCUGGAUCCACAUUUUAUGAUCAACAUGGCAACCCUGUUAUUAUUAAUGGUAGAAUGACUGCACCUAUGACGAACCACCUUGGACAAACUGUGCGAGUCAUGUCCCCAGUCGUUUUAAAUGCUAAUGGACCACCAACAGUUAGUCCUGGAAUACACAGUGGGACUUCACCUUCACUCCAGAUGUAUAGUCAACAACAACAACAACAGGCUAACCAGCAACAGCAACAACCUCCAAGAGGAAUAAAUUUGGGAUAUUUGUCUACUGGUCAACUUGGACCCCUCCCUGGUCAGAAUGCAAUGCAAGCUGCUCCGGUUGGUGUAAUCGGAGGUCAUCUUCAGUCUACUGGAACAGGACCAUUGCCAUCUCCGGGUGGACCAAGAGAUGUGUAUAGUGCAUUAGGGCCAUCUAAACGUCCUGGUGCUCAAGUCUAUACACAGGGAAUGGUAGGCUCAUACAAUUCACUCUCUGUAAAUACACCAUUAGCAAAUGCAUUGAACAUUACCAAUCCAAAUACUUCACCACUUCAUUCACAAGGACAGACAACAUUUGAUAUAGGAUCGCCAGCAAACAGUCGACUCUCGGGCUACGCCAGUUUACUAAAUCCCACUAAUGAUAUGAGAAGAGGGUAUGGCACAGCAGGUUUAGGAAGCUCCAUAUUUGGCUCUAGUACAGCUGGUUUAUACAGAAGAGCAGGUGGCAGAGACAGUGGAAGGUCAAAGUUACUUGAAGAUUUUCGUAACAACAGGUUUCCUAACCUUCAACUUCAUGAUCUGCAAAGACAUAUAGUUGAGUUUUCUCAAGAUCAACAUGGUUCUAGAUUUAUACAACAAAAACUGGAAAGAGCUAGCAUAUUGGAGAAAAACAUGGUGUUUAACGAGAUCUUGACAGCUGCUUACAGUUUAAUGACCGAUGUAUUUGGAAAUUAUGUUAUCCAAAAAUUUUUCGAAUUUGGCUCUCCUGAACAAAAAUUGCUGCUUGCACAAAGAAUUAAAGGCCAUGUACUACCAUUAGCUCUGCAGAUGUAUGGAUGCAGAGUUAUACAAAAAGCAUUGGAGACGAUACCGCCAGAAAUGACAAUACAUAGUGAAUUAGUACGUGAAUUGGAUGGGCAUGUUUUGAAAUGCGUAAAGGAUCAAAAUGGUAACCAUGUUGUUCAAAAGUGUAUCGAGUGUGUGGAUUCAGUACAGCUGCAGUUCAUCAUUGAUGCUUUCCAAGGACAGGUUUUUGCAUUAUCCACCCACCCGUAUGGAUGUCGUGUUAUUCAACGCAUACUUGAGCAUUGCACUACUGAGCAAACAUCUCCAAUUCUGGGAGAAUUACACGAACACACUGAAAGAUUGAUCCAAGAUCAAUAUGGAAAUUAUGUCAUUCAACAUGUACUUGAACAUGGAAGUGCCGAUGAUAAAUCAACUAUUGUUAAUAUUGUCCGUGGAAAUGUAUUAUUGCUCAGUCAGCAUAAAUUUGCAAGUAAUGUGAUUGAGAAAUGUGUGUCUCAUGCGUCAAGAGCUGAACGUUCCAUGUUGAUUGAAGAAGUUUGCAAUUAUGCUGAUGGACCACACGGUGCAUUAUACACGAUGAUGAAGGAUCAAUAUGCAAAUUAUGUUGUGCAGAAAAUGAUCGAUAUAGCUGAACCACUUCAGCGAAAAGUUCUUAUGAUGAAGAUCAGACCACAUGUUGCUACACUGCGUAAAUAUACAUAUGGAAAACACAUUCUUGCUAAACUGGAAAGCUUUGAGAAAGCUUACAUGCAACCAGAUUUGUUGUUUUUACCUGUGACAACACAAAUUGCGCCAUUUUAGUUCGAAGCUAUCUUAGGGAUUGUGUAGGUAAGUUGUUGUCGUUUUUGGUGAUUGUAAUAUUAAUACAUAUUUCUUUUUUUUCUUAGUAUAUAUUAUAUAUAACAUUUUUUCUGCAGUGUGGAUUUGAUUUUUCCUAUAUACUCAUAACUGUCGUAUAUUUAGAAUUAAUGCGCCUUUUAAUAUUUUAGAAUUGUUUUUGUGUUUAUAUUAUUUAGAUUAAAUUAAUUAUUUCAGUCAUUUCGCAUUUUAUAGAAUGCAUCUUAAUGUUGUUAUAGCAACUAAAGGACUGGGUAUUAGGUGUUGUGCAAAUCAAGUCUUUUUAACUGUAGUGCAGCUCGAACAAACAUCUAAUAUUUGACAAUUUCAUCAGAUACGUUUUUUGUACACUCCUGCGAACUAUCCUCCUUCCAAAUUUAAGUAUAUAUACAAACUCCUCGUUUUUGUUUUCUGUCAAAUUAUCUGUAACCAGCUCAAAUUUGAGUUGGAUGUAACUUGUGUUUAUAUGGACAUAUGUACAUUUCAACGUGUAUAUCGAGAAAGCAUUUUUUACUCAAAUUUUAUUGCGUUCAUUUAGUAAUAUUUGCAUACCGAAAAAUUGAUAUUUGUAAGAUGAAGCUCUCGUUUUUCUUAACCGUAUCGCAUUCUUUUUCUAUUCCAAGUGGUUUAAUAUGUAUGUGAAAAGAAUUAGCUUCUUAAAGGUCUGUAUUUCCAUUCUCGUGGUAUUUCGCUUGUUGUUUUUUUUGCGUUGUGGCAGAGAGAUUUUUAUUUUGUUCUUUGAUUUUAUCAACGAAGUGUUUAUAUUAUUUAGUCCAAUCAAAUUGCGUUUAUUUUAUGAUUGAAUUUAUUGAUUUGUUGGUUUUUUACCCACGAAAGUCUGACGACGAGGACAAUUUUAACUCAGCCAUCCUUUAUGUAACGUCCAAUAUUCACAAUCACGAGUAAGAAUACGAAUUAUUUUUUACAAUACAGUGUAAAUUAGUGUUUUUUAAACUUGAACAUACUUCAGCACUGUUAUCUAAGCACUGUGUACAUAGCAUUUAAUAAUAUUAUGCCGUGCAACUUUACAAACAAAGCGACCUGCUUUUAGCUGUUUUAACGGUUGUUUAAUUAUUUCUUCAGUCUAUGUUAUGUACAGGAUUAUCUGGUGGCAUCUACCGUUUCUUCACUUCAUUAUUAAUUACUCCUGUAUAUGUUUUUGAAAAAGAGAGGGGUGUAUAGUAAAUUUGUAGGUAUUGGGGCUAACUUGGUAAAUAUGUAAUAUUAUAUGUAUAUGCCUUGUAAAAAGUAUCACGAAAAACGAGUUUCACGUAAAACUGUUCUUCCCGGUGUGACCGAUUUAUCUUUUUUCGUGGUCAGUUUUACGUGAAAAUGUUUUGAGUGAUACAUCAUAAUAUUGUAACAAUAAAAAAACCAUUGUAUAGUCCAAGCACACAGGCACAGAACACAUGUAAAACCUUGUAAAUCAGUAUUCUGCUUUAAAACGGUGUAAAAAUGAGGAUAAAAUAUUGUACGUAGAAUAUUUUUAGAAUUUGAAAAGUAAUAUUCUUCUUGUAGACAAACGUGUAUAUCAACAAAAAAAAUCAAAAAAGUUUCUUUUCAAGCGAGCACUUCUAACGGAAGCUGAAUUCUCAUUUCCUCCGUGAACUUGCUCGCUUGGAAAUUUUCUUUCUUUUUUAGUUAUCUUAUAUGUUAUGAUAUUGUGGGUUGUUACGUGAAGUGCUAACCAUUUAGAAAUAAUGCAUAAAAGGAAUAAUUCUAAUACUCUUCCACCGCUGGGUGUGUUGUUGAUCUAUAAUUUCUCGUUUUUUCAUUGGCAGGUUCUAAAGUGGUCGGCGUGUUUUGUAUUACGUAACUGGACUAGGGUGUUCGGGUUAUUUCUAGCUAUGUAUGCAUUUCUAUAAAGCAUGUAAAAAAGAUCUUUAUGUCUGUGUACUUAGCUGUAAUUGAUUUGAUAAAAAUCGUAUUUAGUGGCAAA